AUGGUGGAAAUAGGGGAAGGAGAGGAAGCCUUAAGAGCUUGGCAUAGAGCAGGGGAAAACAUUUAUGUAAGCGAAAACCAUUCACCGCCGCCGUCGCCGCUGAUUCGCUACCAAACCACAACCAGUAAAGAAAGAGGAGAUAGCGCCGAUGUCGCCGUGCAGGGCGUUGACGGGAUUAAGGGAGGAGACGCCGAUGGUGACGCCGAUCUGCUGCUACUGACAGUGUUUGGGAUUGGCAGGAGGAGAGGGAAGAUCGAGAGAUAG
This is a messenger RNA of Linum trigynum, 264 nucleotides long. Lineage: Eukaryota; Viridiplantae; Streptophyta; Magnoliopsida; Malpighiales; Linaceae. The record is from the annotation of a GenBank genome assembly.